CCUUACAUAAAACUCCAGCCGGUAGAUGAGUAGAAUCUUGCUAGAUCGCAAACUCUUGGGUCCUGUUUUUUUGUGCUGAGAAAAACCUCUGUUAAAAACGUUGUUGAAAUAAGGGCUGUUUGUCCCAAGAGAGUUAAACAUGUGGUGUCCUGAAGGAUUGAUGAAAGAAAACUGAAAUACUAGAGAGUUCAUCAUGCUUUCGUUUACCCUAUGUGGGCAGAAUAUGUUUCACGAUAUGAAGCGGGGCGCGAUCGUCUGUUUGCUCCUGGUAACAAUGUUCACACAGUCAGCCGGCUGUGUGGCACACACCACAAUUCAUCCCAGUGGAGAAACAGCGAGUGUGCCUACAUUAUUGACUGAAUCACGGACUACAAUAAUGUCAGCCCAGUAUAAAUGCUACUUAAAGAUCAUCAGGGACCCACCUUAUGAAACAAAAGGUUCCUAUUGCAACCGUACCUGGGAUGGAUGGCUGUGUUGGGACGACACUCCCGCCGGAUCAACCUCUGUGCGGCAUUGCCCAAACUAUUUCCAGAGCUUUGAUCUUACGGAAAAAGUAACCAAGAUUUGCACGGAAAACGGAAGGUGGUUCCAACACCCAAUGAGUAACCGGACGUGGACAAACUAUACCCAGUGUACGGUGUACACACAGGGGAAGAAGAUGAUGGCAUUGAACCUAUACUACGUGGCCAUCACAGGACAUGGAAUCUCCAUCAUCUGCUUGUUGAUUUCCCUUUGCAUUUUCUUCCACUUCAAGAGCCUCAGCUGCCAGAGAAUCUCACUACACAAAAGCCUCUUUGUAUCGUUCAUCCUCAACUCCAUAGUCACCAUCAUUUGGCUGUCUGCCGUGGUAAACAACAAGGAACUGAUGGAAAGGAAUCCUGUUGGCUGUAAGAUACUACUCUUCAUUCAGUUGUACUUGAUGGGAUGCAAUUACUUCUGGAUGCUGUGCGAAGGGGUCUACCUGCACACUCUCAUCAUUGUGGCUGUGUUUGUGGAGGAGCAGAAGUUAUUCUGGUACUACGUACUUGGAUGGGGGUUCCCACUGAUUCCAGCCAUUAUACAUUCAAUUGCCAGGAACACAUACUUCAAUGACAAUUGCUGGAUGAGUCCAGAUACGCAUCUCAUUUACAUUGUCCAUGGUCCAAUCUAUGCUGCAUUAUUGGUGAAUCUGCUCUUCCUGCUGAACAUUGUUCGUGUACUGAUCAUCAAGCUGAAGGUGACACACCAGGUGCAAUUUAAAGUGUACAUAAAGGUUGUCCGAGCCACACUCAUCCUUGUGCCACUCCUGGGGAUCCAGAUAGUUCUGAUUCCAAUGAGGCCGGACGGAGACUUGACCGGCAAGAUUUAUCAUCACGUGACGCACAUUGCUGGACAUUAUCAGGGUUUUCUGGUGACACUGAUAUUCUGCUUCUUUAAUGGAGAGGUACAAACUGCUUUGAAGAAGCACUGGUCACAAUACAGAGACCAGAGCAGUCACCAGUUUACCAACACAGAAGGCUCCCAUUCUAACGUGACGUCAAUGUCGGAGAUUUCCCGAGGCUGUCUUGUGCAGUCCGGCAACAAGAACCGUACUAAUGGCAAGAGCUGGUGUGAGGCUCUCCCACAGAAAAUAAUCAGCAACUCUGUGUGAGAAGCUUUACUUUCCCAAGGGUAAACAAGGCCUUAUCUCCAUGCUCCAUUUAAAGGAAUGAGGUACAGUCUGCCUGGUUUGGAAAUACGCAGACAUGUUUCCUUCAGCUUAUUUCUGGUUCCUUUGACAAGUAACAUUACAACUCUCCCUCUACCCUUGACAAUAAAACAAACUCAUUCUGUGUGUGUUCCCUUGAACAAUUUGAGAGGCCAAGGUCAGUAAAACAAUGUCAUGAAAAGCUCUUAAAGUUGAAAUUUGAGAACUGGUUAAACCAUUUCAACAACUAGUUUCAACGUGGGAAAAUUUGUCAAUUCUUGAGUGGCCAAGUCAAUCACCCGAUCUGAACCCAAUUGAGUAUGCCUUUUAUAUGCUGAAGAGAAAACUGAAGGGGACCAGCUCC
Molecule: messenger RNA, 2030 nt
Organism: Amblyraja radiata (thorny skate)
Lineage: Eukaryota; Metazoa; Chordata; Chondrichthyes; Rajiformes; Rajidae
Product: calcitonin gene-related peptide type 1 receptor-like
Exons: 13
Coding region: 194-1630 (478 amino acids)
Biological process (GO): adenylate cyclase-activating G protein-coupled receptor signaling pathway; cell surface receptor signaling pathway
Cellular component (GO): plasma membrane
Molecular function (GO): calcitonin receptor activity
Source: RefSeq, a predicted model, not a curated record